This is a messenger RNA of Ustilaginoidea virens, 756 nucleotides long. RefSeq lists its product as uncharacterized. The transcript has a single exon. The record is from RefSeq and is a predicted model, not a curated record. NCBI's taxonomy places the organism in Eukaryota, Fungi, Ascomycota, Sordariomycetes, Hypocreales, Clavicipitaceae. The coding region runs from base 1 to 756 and encodes 251 amino acids.
AUGGUCCAGUUAGUUGUCGCAGUGACCACAUUAACGGCUGGUCGACUUCAGCGGGGGAACAAGGCGUCAAUGAUUGGUGCGCCUCCCAUGCCACAAGCCUACGAUGCAGCCUCCGGCGCCCCGUCCCUUGGAAAGUCCCGAGUCUCGAGUCCCGAGUCCCGAGUCCCGAGUCCCGAGUCAACUCCCCGACUCGCCGUCAUGCCCGGUCUGCCCCUUUGGUGCUGUCCAGGGGACUCUCCGUCAAGGUUUCAUGGCCAGGAUCGCUGGGCACCGCAGCUAGCGGCACCUGAGCUGCGAUGGUGGUUCCGGCGGGUCAUCCGUCUGGCCGUCGUCGUCCCCGUCACAGCGCAGUUCAGCUACAUAGCUAUGUACCUGCAGAAAGCAAGCACCAGACAGCGGUUUCGUGUCAAGCAGACUCCUCAUCGACUCAUGAUAGUGAGCGGCUCUGCUCACCCCAGUCGGAGGGCCGAACUCUCAGGCCAUCCCCCGUCCCGGGCUUGUUAUGUUGCCAUCGCGCACAGUGCACAGUGCACACACGGCUCACACCGCAACGGUCCGAGAGCCAAUUGCCCGCGUCAAACAAUGCUGGCUGAUUGUUGGUCGUCGGCGACCGCUCCGCUGGCUCGCUGCAUGCAUCCUGCAAUAGCGCCAUCACGGGCAAUCGCCCAACUCCCGCUGUCCACAGUUGUAGGACGCGACUGGAGCUUGUGGUUGCUCGAAGCGCAUCAGAACGGGGGGCCUGUAGCCGACCUGUAG